Xyrichtys novacula (pearly razorfish) is the source of this 4442-nucleotide messenger RNA. The record is from the annotation of a GenBank genome assembly. Lineage: Eukaryota; Metazoa; Chordata; Actinopteri; Labriformes; Labridae.
AGUAGAACCCAACAGAACCUGAACACCUCUGCACACUUCAGUCCCUCUAAGGUAGGUCUUUCAGCCCUGUCUGGUCUGUUUGGACGGGCCUGCAGUUGAGUGUCCCUCCUCAGGACUAAUUAUGGUUAAAACUUUAAAAAGAGAAACCUCUGGGUCACACGGUUUUCCUGAAACAUGAUUCAGCUGCUGAUUUUCAUUUGAAGUCUAGACCCACCUCCGAGAAAGACGAGCCUGCGCUGUGGUCUACAUAGUGCUUCAAAAUUCUGGAGGUUCUGGUCUCAGGACAUGGGUCUUCAUUCGUCUUUACUGAGUUCAAAUCACUGAGCUGAUCCGGUCUGUUGUGGCUGCAGGUGUGUUUCUGAGAGUCAUGUGGAGGUUGGUGCUGGCCCUCACUUUGCUCUGCAGCAGAUCUGAAGGUGCAGUGAGCUGCAAAGAUGACAAUGGUGCUGCUGUGAACUGGUGAGACCACACUCAGGACUGAGUUUCAUACAAGAGUACCGGAUUUGAUUAACGCUCCCUUUCCUUCAGGUACAUCUUAUACAAGACUCCGAACCUGCAGGACCAACAUCUCAGUGGUCUGGAGUACGUUUACAUGGACGAUAGGGGGCAGAGAGAGAUGGGGUCCUCCACGACAAACUUUAAAGGCAUCAAUCAUCCAGAGGGGGUCCUGGCAAACACCCUGAGACCCCUCUUUACCCCCAUCAGACAAAUGGUGAGAAUCGUCUCAGAUCCAUGUGGACCCCCUCCCUCUUACAAAUGUUCACUAACAAAGACAGACUUUCCCUGACCUGGUGGGGGCAGCACUUUGGCUCCUCUGGGUACAGAAGCUUUAGUCCUUAAGCCCUGGGGUCCUGGGGCCCCGGGGCCCCUUGCUGCAUGUCACUCUCUUUUGUCUGUCCUCUAAGUAAAGCAAAGACAACUGUCCUUAGAAAUCCCUGAGCAGGAUUAUUAGAUGAACAAGUUUUUAUUGAUUCUCUGUGACGACAGAAUCAUGUCGGGUUCAUUCAGAAUAUUCAAGAUAAUCUAUCUGGACCUUCAGAAUGUGGAAGGAUCAUGAACUCAGGUAUAUUUCACCUGUCCUUGUGUCCUCUCUACACAUGUUCAAGCCAAGUAACUUUGGAUUCAUCAGCUACAGUGAUCAGCCUCCAGGAUCUAGUGCUUCACCUGAGUUUGGUCACAGUAAAGGUAAACAAAGUAAACCCCUGACAGAACAACAUUUCCUUCAUGACAAGAGAAAUGAUCAGAAAUGAUCGUUUCAUAGUUGAGGGGCGCAUGACUGAGUAGGGGCAGUAAAGGGACAUUUCAUGACGUUUAUUUUCUCUCUCAGAGUAAAUAUGAGUGCACAGCAGGUCUGCUACCUUCUCUGUAACACACUGCCCUCUGGUGGUAAAUAACUGCACUAACUCUUUCUGUCCUCAGGGGUUCUGAUGGUGGACAGCACUGGUUCUGGAGUCUGGCUCUUGCACAGCACACCACAGUUCCCUUUCCGAAGAGAUCAGAAUAGUUUCUGGCCGAACAGCGGAGCGUCUAACGCUCAGACGUUUAUUUGCGUCACGUUUCUAUACCCGGAAUUCAGUAAAAUCGGUAAGAAGCUCAGACACAACACUCUCCCGUGUCUAAAUCUCAGCCUGAGGGGUAACUGUGAAGGUUCAAGGUCCCAUUUGAUGUUUUUUUAGGUCUGCACCUGCAGUACAUCGGAGCUUUUCCAUUUGAACAUGAUAUCCCUCCGGGCUUUCAUCAAGAACUAAGGGACGCUGUGAACUGGGUCAAAUCUAAUCCAUCCAAUAAUUUCCAGGAGCUGACAUCGACCAACUUGAAUCUGAAGUUUCACAGCAUCGCUAAACAACAGUUGGAUGAGUCCAAACGGGAGGGACCUGCAGGUGAAGCUUCUUUUCUCUGCCUUCACAAAUCUGCCUCCACGGAUCAGACCAGGACUAAACGACCAACCACGGUCCAGUCCAAACAACCAGUCCACAUCCAAACCCAAGCAGACCGUCACUGCCUCUGAUCUGAGCUCUCAGUUAUAAUUACCUCUAAUAAACUAUAAUAAACUUAAAUAAAAUCUAAUAAACUUUAAUAAACUAUAAUAAACUUAAUAAACUCUAAUAAACUUUAAUAAACAUAAUAAACUAUAAUAAACUUAAAUAAAAUCUAAUAAACUUUAAUAAACUAUAAUAAACUUAAUAAACUCUAAUAAACUUUAAUAAACAUAAUAAACUAUAAUAAACUUUAAUAAACUAUAAUAAUAUCUAAUAAACUUUAAUAAACUAUAAUAAACUUCAAUAAACUUUAAUAAACUGAAUAAUUUUUAAUAAACUCUAAUAAACUUUAAUAAACUAUAAUAAACUUUAAUAAACUUAAUAAACUAUAAUAAACUUAAAUAAACUAUAAUAAACUUUAAUAAACUAUAAUAAACUUUAAUAAACUAAUAAACUUAAUAAACUAUAAUAAACUUAAACUUUAAUAAACUAUAAUAAACUUAAUAAACUAUAAUAUACUUCAAUAAACUUAAUAAACUAUAAUAAACUUCAAUAAACUAUAAUAAACGUCAAUAAACUAUAAUAAACUUUAAUAAACUAUAAUAAACUUUAAUAAACUAUAAUAAACUUCAAUAAACUUUAAUAAACUAUAAUAUACUUCAAUAAACUUAAUAAACUUUAAUAAACUUCAAUAAACCUUAAUAAACUUUAAUAAACUAUAAUAAACGUCAAUAAACUAUAAUAAACUUUAAUAAACUAUAAUAAACUUCAUUAACUUUAAUAAACUAUAAUAUACUUCAAUAAACUUAAUAAACUUUAAUAAACUAUAAUAAACUUUAAUAAACUACAAUAAAAUCUAAUAAACUUUAAUAAAAUCUAAUAAACUAUAAUAAACAUAAUAAAAUUUAAUAAACUUCAAUAAACUUUAAUAAACUAAAAUAAACUUUAAUAAACUAUAAUAAACUUAAUAAACUUUAAUAAAAUCUAAUAAACUUUAAUAAACUAAUAAACUUAAUAAACUAUAAUAAACUAUAAUAAACUUUAAUAAACUAUAAUUAACUAUAAUAAACUUUAAUAAACUAUAAUAAACUAUAAUAAACUUAAACUUUAAUAAACUUAAUAAACUUUAAUAAACUAUAAUAAACUUAAUAAACUUUAAUAAAAUCUAAUAAACUUUAAUAAACUAAUAAACUUAAUAAACUAUAAUAAACUUUAAUAAACUAUAAUAAACUUUAAUAAACUAUAAUAAACUAUAAUAAACUUAAACUUUAAUAAACUUAAUAAACUUUAAUAAACUAUAAUAAACUUUAAUAAACUAUAAUAAACUUAAUAAACUUAAACUUUAAUAAACUUAAUAAACUUUAAUAAACUAUAAUAAACUUUAAUAAACUAAUAAACUUAAUAAACUACAAUAAACUUAAACUUUAAUAAACUAUAAUAAACUUAAUAAACUUUAAUAAACUCUAAUAAACUUUAAUAAACUAUAAUAAACUUCAAUAAACUUAAUAAACUUUUAUAAACUUAAUAAACUUUAAUAAACUUUAAUAAAAUCUAAUAAACUAUAAUAAACUUUUAUAAACUUAAUAAACUUCAAUAAACUUAAUAAACUUUAAUAAACUAUAAUAAACUUAAUAAACUUUAAUAAACUUUAAUAAAAUCUAAUAAACUAUAGUAAACUUCCAUAAACUAUGAUUAAAUUUGAUAAACUAUAAAAAACUGGAACAAACUUUAAUCAUCUAUAUAAACAAUGAUUAACUGUCAUAAACUUUGACUAUAAUAACUUUAAUAUUUUUUAAUGAUCUAUAAUCCUACAGCAGUGACAUGGUCGUCCUUUUUCUUCUUCUUCUCUCUGCAGUUGGAGAUCUUUACGUCACCAUUGGACAGCUGAUCAACAGCGAUGUGGACGUCCAGUCCUGGGGCUGCCAGCCAGACCGCAAACCGUCCUACUGCGUGAAGAACCAGCCUAAAGUCUACAACGUCAAAAAUGUUUGGACUCGUCUGGGAAACUGGAAGCCUACGCGUGACCACUCUAAGUGGUGUGUAUCUAGAGAUGUCAACAAUCAUUGGACCUGUUUAUCCGAUAUGAACAGGUCAACGUCACAGUACAAGCGGCGGGGGGGAGCUCUGUGCUUCAGAAAUGCUGCCGUCAAAACAUUCUUCCGGGCUUUUGCUCAUGGCACCGAGGACUGUUCAACCCCGAAUAUCAUGGACACGUUGAACACUGACUGUGAUGCUUCCAUGGAUACUUCACCAUGAGCUGAAGACAUCUCCCUCUGCUGACCCACCCUCGUGGAAAAUGUCUAACUAUCAGCUCACUGAAAGUACAGACCCUCUCCUUCAGGUCAGGUAUGAUCGUUUGUGCUUCAUCAACUCCUGUUUGUCUCAAUAAAAGACUCAAAAGACUUCAGCACGAGGUUUUCACUGAUUCUUUCUAUGAAAUAAUAAAACCAUUUCAGCACCAAA